AACAGAACGGGUUUGUGUAAGAGAUUAUACCCUAUAAAGGUUCAGGAGCAACUGAAGAAAGAUCGGUCUUCAAAUUUGACAGCCAGUCACCAUCAUGAAACCCUGGCUUUUUCUUCUGAGUAUCAAUGGUCUCGUCCCAGUUUCCAUCCUGCAAAAUGUCACUCACUUGUAUCACAUGAUCAUGACACCAGCGACAUGGUCCACUGCACAGAGUUACUGCAGGGAGCUGUACAGUGACCUGGCAACAGUAGAAAGUGCCGAUGACUGGGUAAGGCUAAACAGAUUAUUAACAUGGCAAAGUAUAAAAGAUCCUUUCUGGAUCGGACUCUACAAUGACAUCAACAAUUGGCGCUGGUCCUUUAAUGAAGUCCCACUGAAGAAUACCAAGUUUACGAUGUGGGGUACUGGAGAUCCUGAUAAUAACUAUGGAAAGGAAUCAUGUGGUCUUAUAAACUCAGACGGAUACUGGUGGGAUGCAUACUGCUAUGAUCCGAGACCCUUUAUAUGCUAUGAUGGUGGUGACAAUGGCACUGGCAGAUUCAUUGGUGUCACUCAUCCUAUAUUGAGCUGGUCUGAAGCUCGGGCUUACUGCCGAGAAUUUCACACAGAUUUGGCCUCUGCGACCAACAGCGAAGACAACAACGUGUUAGCAGGAGUGGCAUCACAAAGCACUAUUUGUUACUGGACUGGCCUAUAUAGGGACACUUGGAAGUGGUCAGAUGGGACCAAAAUUUCAAAUCUCCAGUGGGCUCCUAAACAGCCUGAUAACCUUUACAAAAAUGAAAAUUGUGGUGCACAUUAUACACUGCUGGAAGAUGAAAGCUGCAACACCCAGCACUUUUUUAUGUGUCACACCACACCACCAGUGAGGGAGCAGCAGAUAGUGAGACUGCAAGUGAAGUCUGAUAGGAGUGUGUUUGAACCUGAUGCACAGUUGUUCAUUUUGGAGAUGAUCAAGCAAAAACUGAAGGAAAAUGGCAUGUUGGAGAACACCACAGUGACUUGGAGGGUGCAGCCAGACGGAAACAUCGUCUACAAGAAAAACAAGAAUGACCUGUAAGGUCCCAAUGCUCACCUUCAUGUCAAGAAGAUUGCAAACUGACAGAAAUUUUAUUUAAACUUUUAAUCAACAUUUAAAUUUUUAAUCAGUAGGGGAUAUCAGAUGUAAAGACUAGCUAUAAGGACUAGGAACAGCAUUUUAUUGAGCCAUGUUCCAGGACUUUUUGUAAAAUGUGUCCCAGUCAGGUUCAUGUCCUUGGUUUCAUCCCUUGGUCAUGGACAUUAUUAUUAUUAUUAUUAACAUGGCCCUGCUAAUAAUGAAAUAUGUUCCAAUGUACUGGAAUUAAUUACACACAACAGCAAUAUAGCAUAGCAUAUAAAUCUACUUUACAAUAAGAAUAAAAUCACAGAAAGAAUAAAUACUGUAACAUACCACCAAAUGUGCAAUAUUUUACCAUAGCACUGAAGAGGAGACCUUUCUGUGUACAAACAUUUUGUCUCUGCAAGAGUACAGCAUAGUUAAAUUACAAAUAUAAUGUAUCUAAAAAUACGUUGGAAAAAACUUACAGUUUUGUGUAGCAUUUUUUCUCAAGAUUACAUAAUAUAUUUCUGCUUCAUAAAGAUCUGCACUUUUAAAUCAUGAGACUAGCUAAAGAUGCCUACUUUAACUUACUGUUGGAAUCCAGGGUUUAAUAUAGCAAUUAAAAUGGUAGAUAAAUAUAAAUGUAAUGUUGAGUGAGAUUUCAAUUUCAGAAUCAGAAUCACUUUUAUUGCCAGGUAUGUGAACACACACAAGGAAUUUGACUCCGGUUCCACUUAGCUUUCAUAGUAGAAAGUAUGAGAGAGCGAAGUACCGAGGCAGCCAUCCGCGGCGCCAUCUUGGUGGAAAUUUAAGUACCAGUUAAAAACUGUGUACCUUGAAUGGUUAUAUUUACUCUCUUCUAUUAUUGUAAUUUUGUCUUCUAUGAACUCAGUACGCAUUGCGUAGUCAGAAAUUAUAUUGUUAAUAGUCGCUAUUGGUUUUAUCUAUAUUAAUAAAAUGUCUCAAUAAUAGAA
Messenger RNA from Neoarius graeffei (lesser salmon catfish), 2055 nucleotides. Its product is annotated as C-type mannose receptor 2-like. The transcript is spliced from 6 exons. Bases 95 to 1060 code for a protein of 321 amino acids. NCBI's taxonomy places the organism in Eukaryota, Metazoa, Chordata, Actinopteri, Siluriformes, Ariidae. The record is from RefSeq and is a predicted model, not a curated record.